UGGGAGCUGUCCGCGGACCCAGUGCUGAAGUCUACGCGGACGUGCAGUGCCCGGGCGGUCCCCGACGCCUGUUGCCCCUGCCAGCCAAGACCAUGGCGUUCAUGGUGAAGACCAUGGUGGGUGGCCAGCUAAAGAACCUCACCGGGAGCCUAGGGGGCGGCGAGGACAAGGGAGAUGUGGACAAGUCGGCCGCCGAGGCGCAGGGCAUGAGCCGAGAGGAAUACGAGGAGUAUCAGAAGCAACUGGUGGAAGACAAGAUGGAGCGGGAUGCACAGUUCAUGCAGAGGAAGGCAGAGCGGGCCACGCUUCGGAGUCAUUUCCGAGACAAGUACCGGCUGCCCAAGAAUGAGACAGAUGAGAGCCAGAUUCAAAUGGCAGGCGGGGACGUGGAGCUGCCCCGGGAGCUGGCCAAGAUGAUCGAGGAGGACACGGAGGAGGAGGAGGAGAAGGCCUCGGUGUUUGGGCAGCUGGCCAGCCUUCCCAGCUUGGAUAUCAGCUCCCUCAAGGACAAGGCCCAGACCACACUGGGAGACCUCAAGCAAUCGGCUGAGAAGUGCUACAUCAUGUGACCAUGUCCCCUGGGGUGGCCACUGGGACAACCAGAGGGAUGGGCCCCAUGAGGGCCAAAAGGGUGUCAUCUCAAUUCCAGGGACCUGUGCCCCACUGGAGCUCUGUUAUCUGCCCCAGCUUGGUCUCUGACCCUUCUCACCCAUGCCCAAGCUGCCUCUGGUGUCUCCCUCUCCAUGGGAGCAAGUUCCCGUUCCUCACCCUGUCCUGUGGGACGCUGGCCCCCAGUCAGCCUGAGAGACCUCCAAGUCUGUAGGAAAGAGUUGGUCCUCUCUGGGUGUGGCCCGCUUCCUGAACACAGAUGCACUUACAGAGGGACACAAAACCACACACAGACACCCACCCCCCAUACUCAGCAAUUCCAAGCACUAGCCCCAGGUACUAUGGGCAGCCUCCUUAGCAGACAGGAGGCUGCAUUCCAGUCUACCUUUAUUGAUUAAAGCUGCUCUUUCUGGCCUCAUCUCAUUGUCUGUAAAAUGGGAACAGACCAGGUGACUUCUGAGAUUCUGGCAUGGCAUUCUGGCCACGUGGAGCGGAGCCCACAGCCCUCCUUGGGCAAAGCAGCAGCUGCACUGCAGCCGCUAGCAGCUGCCACUCAAGCUCUGGAGCUGAGCAAUGCUGAGAGGGGCAGGGUGCCAAGGAUGAGGCUGGCACUGAGCAGUAGCCCAGGCGGCUCCAGGCCUCUCUGGGCCCAGGGCCCAGCCAAUUUCUGUUCUGUUCCUGUAGAACUCUCUUUGGAUUCCACAGCCAGAAUUACUUCUCCCAGCUCAGUGAGAAAUAAAAAUUCCAGAUGACAUGGCCAUCUUCCCACUGCUUCCUGACCUUGAGUAUGGGAGGUCAUGGUCCCCAGAGACUGCCCUUGGAGGGGUGUCCUCUUUCUCUUCACCUAUGACUUCCUAGGAGGGAGAGGACAUCAGUGCCAGAGGAUAUUGGUCCCAGCCCCUAUAGGAAAUUCAGGCACUCCCCUUGCAGGGGCCUGGGUAAGGGUGCAGCAGGUCCAGCCUGGGGGUGAGUGAACUAGUAUGGGCUCAGGGGCUGGGGUGAAUGUGGCAGCCAGCUGGAUGGAGUUGUGUGUGGCAAGGUGGGGCCUGGGGGUAUUACCUAAGACCACAGCUGUCUCUAGCCCUCGUGCUUGUAUCCAUCCCCAUGAUGCAACAGAUACACAGAGGGAAUCAGAAGAUGGCAAAGCAAAUGUGUUUCACUCCAGCAUGCUGUGUGGCUUCCUCCAGGUCCUUUCCCUCUCUGAUCCCACCCAGAAUAACAAUGAUACUUGUUUC
Molecule: messenger RNA, 1844 nt
Organism: Heterocephalus glaber (naked mole-rat)
Lineage: Eukaryota; Metazoa; Chordata; Mammalia; Rodentia; Bathyergidae
Gene: Cplx3
Product: complexin 3
Biological process (GO): synaptic vesicle exocytosis; neurotransmitter transport; regulation of neurotransmitter secretion
Cellular component (GO): SNARE complex; terminal bouton
Molecular function (GO): syntaxin binding
Source: RefSeq, a predicted model, not a curated record